This is a messenger RNA of Cotesia congregata, 5724 nucleotides long. The record is from the annotation of a GenBank genome assembly. Lineage: Eukaryota; Metazoa; Arthropoda; Insecta; Hymenoptera; Braconidae.
AUGGCGACAUCCGACUCAAAGGCUCCUAUAAGGACUGUUAAAAGGGUUCAAUUUGGAAUUCUUUCUCCAGAUGAAAUCCGCCGUAUGUCUGUCACCGAGGGUGGCAUUAAAUUUCCGGAAACGAUGGAAGGAGGUCGUCCAAAACUUGGCGGUCUCAUGGAUCCUCGUCAGGGUGUAAUCGACAGGAAUUCACGAUGUCAAACUUGUGCUGGCAACAUGACCGAGUGCUCUGGUCACUUCGGACACAUUGAUUUAGCUAAGCCAGUAUUUCACGUUGGAUUUAUCACUAAAACAAUUAAAAUAUUACGGUGUGUAUGUUUUUUCUGUUCAAAAUUACUUAUCAGCCCUCAAAAUCCUAAAAUUAAAGAAGUAGUAAUGAAAACAAAAGGUCAACCUCGUAAGAGACUCGCAUUUAUCUACGACCUGUGCAAAACUAGAAAAAUUUGUGAAGGAGGAGAUGAAAUGGAUAUCAAUAAAGAAGGUGCAGAAAUUCCACCAACUGGAGGCAAACAACCGCACGGUGGAUGUGGUAGGUGGCAACCACAGUUGCGUAGGACAGGAUUAGACAUCUCUGCUGAGUGGAAGCAAGUAAACGAAGAUUCACAGGACAAGAAAAUAGUACUGACUGCUGAACGUGCUUGGGAAAUUCUCAAGCACAUUACUGAUGAAGAGUCAUUUAUACUCGGAAUGGAUCCCAAGUUUGCCAGACCCGAUUGGAUGAUUGUCACCGUGUUGCCAGUACCACCAUUGUCAGUAAGACCUGCAGUUAUUAUGUACGGAUCUGCUAAAAAUCAGGACGAUUUGACUCACAAGUUGGCCGAUAUUAUUAAAUCAAAUAAUGAGUUGCUGCGUAACGAGCAAGCCGGAGCUGCAACUCACAUUAUCGCUGAGAACAUUAAAAUGCUGCAGUUUCACGUGGCGACACUUGUUGACAACGACAUGCCGGGAAUGCCCAAAGCCAUGCAGAAAUCUGGUAAGCCUCUAAAAGCCAUCAAAGCGAGACUGAAAGGAAAGGAAGGUCGUAUACGUGGUAACCUUAUGGGUAAGCGUGUCGACUUUUCAGCCCGUACUGUCAUCACACCAGAUCCAAAUCUACGUAUCGACCAGGUCGGUGUGCCUCGUAGUAUCGCUCAGAAUUUAACAUUCCCAGAAAUAGUUACUCCAUUUAAUAUUGACAAAAUGCAAGAGCUGGUUCAACGAGGUAACUCCCAGUAUCCUGGAGCCAAGUACAUCGUACGAGACAACGGUGAGCGUAUUGACUUGAGGUACCAUCCUAAGCCAUCAGACUUGCAUUUGCAGUGUGGUUACCGUGUCGAGAGACACAUUCGUGACGGCGACUUAGUUAUCUUUAACCGACAGCCCACGUUACACAAAAUGAGUAUGAUGGGUCAUCGUGUUAAAGUCUUACCCUGGAGUACAUUCCGUAUGAAUUUAAGUUGUACCUCACCUUACAAUGCCGAUUUCGACGGUGACGAAAUGAAUUUACACGUUCCACAGUCUAUGGAGACGCGAGCUGAGGUUGAGAACAUUCACGUUACACCACGUCAGAUUAUUACUCCUCAAGCAAACAAACCCGUCAUGGGUAUUGUACAGGACACGUUGACGGCUGUAAGAAAAAUGACCAAACGUGAUGUUUUCAUCGAGAAAGAACAGAUGAUGAACAUCCUUAUGUUUUUACCGAGCUGGGAUGGUAAAAUGCCGCAGCCUUGCAUUUUAAAACCAAAACCUCUGUGGACUGGUAAGCAAAUAUUCUCGCUGAUUAUUCCUGGUAAUGUCAACAUGAUCCGUACACACAGUACUCACCCGGACGAGGAGGACGACGGUCCUUACAAGUGGAUUUCUCCGGGAGACACCAAAGUAAUGGUAGAGCACGGUGAGCUGGUGAUGGGUAUCUUGUGUAAGAAGACUCUAGGUACGUCUGCAGGUUCCUUGCUUCAUAUUUGUAUGUUGGAGCUGGGUCACGACGUCUGCGGUAAAUUUUACGGUAACAUUCAGACUGUAAUUAACACGUGGUUGUUGCUAGAGGGUCACUCAAUCGGUAUUGGUGACACUAUUGCUGAUCCGCAAACUUACAUAGAUAUCCAAAAGGCUAUUAAGAAAGCUAAGGCGGAUGUAAUAGAAAUUAUCCAGAAAGCCCAUAACAUGGAGUUGGAGCCUACUCCUGGUAAUACACUGCGACAGACUUUUGAAAAUCAGGUAAACAGAAUUCUUAACGACGCUCGUGACAAAACUGGAAGUUCUGCCAAGACAUCUUUGACUGAGUACAACAACUUAAAGGCUAUGGUGGUAUCAGGAUCCAAGGGGUCUAACAUUAACAUUUCUCAGGUUAUUGCUUGUGUAGGUCAACAAAACGUAGAAGGUAAACGUAUUCCAUUUGGUUUCCGUAAACGUACCUUACCACAUUUCAUUAAAGAUGAUUACGGUCCCGAGUCCAAAGGGUUCGUCGAGAAUUCAUAUCUUGCUGGUCUUACUCCGUCCGAAUUUUACUUCCACGCCAUGGGAGGUCGUGAGGGUCUUAUUGAUACUGCUGUAAAAACUGCUGAGACUGGAUAUAUUCAACGUCGUUUGAUAAAGGCUAUGGAGUCUGUAAUGGUACACUACGACGGUACUGUCAGAAAUUCUGUUGGUCAGUUGAUCCAAUUGCGUUACGGUGAAGACGGUUUGUGCGGAGAGACUGUAGAGUUCCAGAACCUGCCGACGAUCAAGCUGAGCCACAAAGCAUUUGAGAAGAAGUUCAAGUUUGAUCCUAGCAAUGAAAGAUAUCUCAGGAGAAUCUUCACCGAGGACAUUGUCAGAGAAAUGAUGGGAUCUGGAGAAGUUAUCUCAGAGCUUGAGCGUGAGUGGGAACAACUGUCUAGAGACCGGGCUGUUUUGCGUGAAAUUUUCCCCAGCGGUGAAUCCAAAGUGGUAUUACCUUGUAAUUUACAAAGAAUGAUCUGGAAUGUACAGAAAAUUUUCCAUAUCAACAAACGAGCUCCCACUGAUCUCAGCCCAAUGAAAGUUAUUCAAGGUGUUAAGACCUUGCUGGAGAGGUGUAUCAUUGUAGCCGGUGAAGAUCGUUUGAGUAAACAAGCCAAUGAAAACGCUACGCUACUUUUCCGCUGUCUCGUACGCUCAACUUUGUGCACAAAGUGUGUGUCUGAAGAAUUCCGACUCUCAAGCGAGGCCUUUGAGUGGUUGAUUGGAGAAAUAGAAACACGAUUCCAGCAGGCUCAAGUUUGUCCUGGUGAAAUGGUUGGUGCGUUGGCUGCCCAGUCACUUGGUGAGCCUGCGACACAAAUGACACUGAAUACCUUCCAUUUCGCAGGAGUUUCGUCCAAGAACGUAACUCUCGGAGUGCCACGUCUUAAGGAAAUUAUUAACAUCAGUAAGAAGCCCAAAGCUCCUUCGCUAACAGUAUUUUUAACUGGUGUUGCUGCGAGAGAUGCAGAGAAAGCCAAAAAUGUGCUCUGUCGUCUCGAGCACACGACUUUGAGAAAAGUUACAGCCAACACAGCCAUUUACUACGACCCAGAUCCACAAAAUACUGUUAUCGCAGAGGAUCAGGAGUUUGUAAAUGUCUACUACGAAAUGCCUGACUUUGAUCCGACUAAAAUAUCACCAUGGCUGUUGCGUAUUGAAUUGGACCGCAAGAGGAUGACUGAUAAAAAGUUGACUAUGGAACAAAUCGCUGAAAAAAUAAACGCUGGUUUUGGUGACGAUCUCAAUUGUAUAUUCAAUGACGACAAUGCUGAGAAAUUAGUUUUACGGAUAAGAAUAAUGAACAGCGAGGACAAUAAAUUCCAUGAAGGUGAAGAAGAGAUCGCUGAUAAAAUGGAAGAUGAUAUGUUCCUACGUUGUAUUGAAGCCAAUAUGCUCAGUGAUAUGACACUCCAGGGUAUUGAGACUAUUGGCAAAGUGUACAUGCAUUUACCUCAAACGGAUGCCAAGAAACGUAUUAUAAUAACAGACACAGGUGAAUUCAAAGCCAUUGCCGAGUGGCUGCUGGAAACUGACGGUACCAGUUUGAUGAAAGUACUCAGUGAACGUGACGUCGAUCCAGUAAGGACCUUCUCCAACGAUAUUUGUGAGAUAUUCCAAGUGCUGGGUAUUGAAGCUGUCCGUAAGUCCGUCGAGAAAGAAAUGAACGCUGUAUUGCAGUUCUACGGUCUUUAUGUAAACUACCGUCACUUGGCGUUGCUUUGUGAUGUGAUGACUGCCAAGGGACACUUGAUGGCCAUCACGCGUCACGGUAUCAACAGACAGGACACUGGUGCUCUCAUGAGAUGUUCAUUCGAGGAAACAGUUGAUGUGCUACUUGACGCUGCUUCUCACGCUGAGGUUGAUCCUAUGAGAGGAGUGUCGGAGAAUAUUAUCAUGGGACAAUUGCCGCGUAUUGGUACUGGAUGCUUCGACUUACUGCUGGACGCUGAAAAAUGUAAGCAAGGUAUCGAGAUUCCGUCAGUUGUCGGUGCGAGUGUUAUGGGUGGAGCUGGUAUGUUCUUCGGAAGCGCUGCUACGCCGAGUAUGAGUCCUCAGAUGACUCCUUGGAACCAAAUGGGAGCUACUCCUGGCUACGGUGCAUCUGCUAUGUCUCCUGCUCUAGGAAGUGGUAUGACUCCAGGAGGAGCUUGCUUCUCACCAUCUGGUGCUUCAGACGCGUCAGGACUGUCACCAGCGUACUCAGCGUACUCACCACAACCUGGCAGUCCUGGAAGUCCAGGCCCAAGUAUGAGUCCUUACCCAAUGUCACCAGCAGGUGGUGCCUCACCAAGUUACUCACCGACUUCUCCAGCAUACUUACCAACGUCGCCGAGCAUGACUCCGUCGAGUCCUAAUUACUCUCCUACCAGCCCAACAUACUCACCAACCAGUCCUAAUUACUCACCAACAUCUCCGAGUUAUUCUCCAACAAGUCCAGGUUACUCUCCGGCGAGCCCGAGCUACUCUCCAACUAGCCCCAGUUACUCGCCAACAUCUCCAAGUUAUUCACCCACCAGUCCGAGUUAUUCUCCGACGAGUCCCAGCUACUCACCAACAUCUCCCAGCUACUCUCCUACCUCACCAAGUUAUUCACCUACAAGCCAUAGUUACUCUCCAACCAGCCCCAGCUAUUCACCAACCAGUCCUGGGUAUUCUCCAACGAGUCCGAGCUACUCACCAACCAGCCCGGGCUACUCUCCUGCUGGACCAAGUUAUUCUCCAACAAGUCCAUCAUAUUCACCAAGCUCGCCCAAUUACACUCCUCAAUCUCGGUCUUAUUCACCAACAAGUCCCAGCUACUCUCCAAGCUCGCCUCAAUAUUCUCCAGCGAGUCCAAGCUACUCACCGAGCAGUCCAAAGUAUUCUCCAACAAGUCCCAGCUACUCUCCAACUUCGCCAUCAUUCGCUGGCACCUCGCCUCAGUACACACCAACAAGUCCAACCUACUCGCCUACCAGUCCAACUUACUCCCCAACCAGUCCUUCCUACUCUCCCAGCUCACCUCAACACACCGCUGGUGGCAGCAGCACGAGAUACUCGCCCAGCAGUCCUAAUUAUUCGCCCACCAGUCCAACUUACUCGCCUUCAAGUCCACAAUAUUCUCCGUCGAGUACAAAAUAUUCACCUACGAGUCCUACUUACACACCAACUUCUCCAAGCUACUCACCAACUAGCCCAACUUAUUCUCCUCCUGUGCCUGGCUACUCGCCGACAAGCCCAACCUAUUCACCAGCCUCGCCGACCUACGAGAGCGAGGACUAA